UCACCACUUUUCCCCUCUCCCUUCUACCUGCUUCCUACAAACGUCACCGACCCCCACGCGUGACGUGCUCCUGCCGAGCUCUCUGCGGAGAAGCACCUCCUCUCUCUGCUCAAACACCUCCGGGACGGUGAUCAUGAUUCGUUUGCUUGGACUCGGCCUGCUGGCCGCCUCGGCCAAAGCGAGGGAAAUCGCGGUCGCGGCCGGGGAGGACUUCGAGGCGGUCUGCCUAAAGGUGGUCGAGCCCGGAGACAGCUGCUACCUUGCGAAGGGCGACUACUACCACGACGGGAUCACCUCCACCCACGGUACGGCGGACGCGCCCAUCACCAUCACCGGGGACUCGGCCGCGUGCAUCAAGGGCUCCAACACCCAGGACCGCGUGCUGCAGAUCGCCCACGACUACUACAUCGUGGAAGGCAUCUGCUUCGACGGCGAUCAUGAUGGCGACAACCCGCCGAAUGUGGCCACCGCCAUCUACGUCCUCGGCGCGGACAAGAAGAGCACAAAGAACGGCGUGACUUCCUCCGUGACCGGCUUCAAGAUGAUCGACCUCGAGAUCAAGAACUUCGGCAGCGAAUGCGUGCACUUCCGGUACUUCGUGACCCACUCCGAGGUCACCGGCUGCACUAUCCAGCACUGCGGCAUGGAAGCCUUCGAAGAUGGCGGGGGUGGAAAGGUGGGGGAGGGGAUUUACGUCGGAACUGCCCUCGACCAGGUCGAUGACGGAAAGGCGCCGGAAGUCAAGAUCAGGACCGGAUCUGCGGACAACGUGGACGCCGACGAGUGCAACUACAACUGGAUCCACCACAACACCUUCCGCACGUACGGCAACGAGUGCGUGGACGUGAAGGAGGGCAGCGCGCACAACCUGAUCGAGCACAACGUGUGCGAGCAGCAGAAGGACCCCAACUCGGGAUGCAUCGGCUUCCGCGGUUCGGACAACACGGCUCGCUUCAACGAAAUCGCCGAGUGCUUGGGGGCCGGUAUCCGCGUGGGCGGCGACGACGACUUCGGCGAGAACAACCACUUGUACGGCAACGCCAUCCAGAGCUGCGGCAACGGCGCGUUCAGCGUCAUGUCCCCCAACCAGGGGGUGGUCUGCGAGAACGUGAUCUCGGACGUUGACGCCAUCUCGUUCGGCGCGUACGACCAGGACCAGGACCAGUUCACGGAGGCGGUCGCCACCGGCGACUGCUCGAGCUACCCGGGCGACAUCGAGGGCGUCAGCUCGACCCCCGACAGCGCCGACGACGACGACGACGGCGGCGCCGAAGGAGACGCUCUCACCACGGACGACGAUCUCGAGGCCGGGGUCAACUUCGCGGACGAAGCCAAGGACAGCGAGCCGGAGAUCGAGGUAAUCGAGACGAACGAGUCGGCGGGCUCGAGCGGGCUCGGCGACUGCGCGUCCGUGGCCGCGGUCGGGAAGACCAGCGUGCAGCACCCGGACUACGCCGACGGGAGCACCUCGGUGGAGAACCUGUUCGACAGCGACGUGGACUCGUACUACUCGAUCCACCGCGAGAGCACGUACAUCACCCUGGAGCUCGAGGACGAGGUGGAUGUGAACGGCGUGGCGAUAGGCUUUUUCAUGAAGGCGGCCGAGGAGGAGCGCAUCCAGACUUUCGACGUGGCCGUGCGAUCGGCGGACGACGACGAUUGGACGACGGUCAUCUCCCGCAAGGAGUCGUCGGGCGAGAUGACGGUCCAGACCUUCCCCUUCUCCUCCCGUCCCGCCCUCUAUGUGCGCUUCGAGACCCACGGCAACUCGUUCAACAACUGGUCGGCCUUCACGGAGCUUGAGGUGUGCGUCGAGGCGGCGGCGGAAUCGAACGCCCUGUUCGGCGGCCUCCAGGCGCUAGACAGCGAGCUCGAGGCGCUCGCCGGCGCCGUCUGCGACGCUCCCGCCAAGCUCAGCCCCGUGAGCGUGCACGCGAGCGGCCAGGACGACGUGAGGGUGGUGUUCGACGGCAACUUCGACACGCGGUGGUCCACGACUAACACUCAGAACGAGUCGGACCUUUCAAACGACAAGGUGAUCUUCACCUUCGGCGGCGACAUGAUGGUCUCCACCGUGCAGAUCAGCUUCUACGACGGGGACCUCGCGCACCAGAUCUUCUCCAUCUACACGCAGAGCGCCAGCGACCGCAGCUGGACGCCGGUGCUGCUCGAGGAGCACGCGGCCAGGGAUGUCGCGCUCCAGACCUUCACCCUGGACAUGGACGGCGUCCACAAGCUGUACGUCGUCGGCAAAGGCAACGAGGUCGGGGCUUACUCCAAGUUCUCCGAGAUCGAGGUGCACGGCUGCUAA
This is a messenger RNA of Ectocarpus siliculosus, 2311 nucleotides long. The record is from the annotation of a GenBank genome assembly. NCBI's taxonomy places the organism in Eukaryota, Phaeophyceae, Ectocarpales, Ectocarpaceae.